Messenger RNA from Saccostrea cuccullata (small rock oyster), 1186 nucleotides. RefSeq names its product myelin transcription factor 1-like protein. NCBI's taxonomy places the organism in Eukaryota, Metazoa, Mollusca, Bivalvia, Ostreida, Ostreidae. The record is from RefSeq and is a predicted model, not a curated record. Bases 200 to 1120 code for a protein of 306 amino acids. The transcript is spliced from 8 exons.
UUUAGCAUCAACACAAACAGAGAAAAUACCAUUUACACUUGCAAAUCAAGACAUGCAAAGGACUAGACAGACUGGAAAUUCAAGGUUCUUUAUGCAUCGUUAAGCCGUACCCAUUAUAUUUUUUUGCAGGACUAAUGCUCCGUCGGUAAACUUGUAAAUUUCUUCUUUCGGUUUGUUCGUUUCAGGAAAGAAACCCAGAAUGAGCGGAACUAAGGAAAUGAAGGAAGAAGGAGAGUUUCAAGUUCAUGUCCUGUUUAUUGAGAAUCCACAUUUGAAACCCAUUCCUGAUUUUCUGGAGAAUUGUAAACGCUAUAAAGAGGAACUUAAGUUGGACAAUGAUUUGGAGGAAGCAGAGAGAGAAUAUCGAGUUCUUCUGCAGAAAGCCAAGAGGCCCGAGUAUUCGAAAACUAGACCUCAUUACGAACGAAAUCUUUUUGACAUCGAGAGAAGAAGUCAAGCACCAACCCUCUACGAUGUUUUAAAUAUUGUCUCCAAAAGAUGUGCUUAUACCAAGUGGAAAAAAGCCAUGUCGGAAUUCAUUGGAUUGACGCCUAUCCAGACGGAGCCAAAGAAAAAGGUUUUUACCGCCGAUAAAGAUCAUGUUUUCAUCCCAGUGGAAGUGAAGGCAAAAGAAUUUGAGAGUCCAGAAAAACCAGAAGUGGUGAAAUCUGACAAAGAAGAAACAUUUGACGAAAGAGAAGAAAACAAGAAGUCUGUGCCUAACUCUGAAAACCUAGAAACCGAAGACCAAUCAUUGACACCGAAAAAAUAUGAGGUAUUAUUUGCCGAUGUAGAUCAGGUUUUUAUCCCUGAUGAAUUGACAGCAAAAGAUGAUGAGGAAUUAGAAGAACCAACACCAGAAGAUUCUGAGGAUCGGGACGAGUUAUCAGAGACUUUACCUCCAGGUAGAAACCCAGACACCGAGGGCCAAACAAUGAAGACGGAGGACAAUCAGGAAGAGGAGAAAGAAGAGGAAAUUUUUCAUGAUGCAAUGGAUGGAGAAACUAAGGAGCAUAAACCUCCAGUGGUUAACAUUCUGUUUCUUGAGGUAUUUAUUAUAUUUCAAGUAUUUAUCAGGAAAAUGAUAAUAAAUUUAUCCCUCAAAGGGACUAGAAUUUGAUCUAAUCUAGCAGAAUUGAAGGUAGCCAAACAUGGAGUUUUCAUCAGACUGUUAAAGGACGGGAAA